Messenger RNA from Lactuca virosa, 1062 nucleotides. NCBI's taxonomy places the organism in Eukaryota, Viridiplantae, Streptophyta, Magnoliopsida, Asterales, Asteraceae. The record is from the annotation of a GenBank genome assembly.
AUGGUUGGAGGUGGAAAUAGAAAGGAUGGACCAGUAGCAAUCAACAGCACCAAUGUUUUUGCUGCUCUUGGUAGCCUAAAGAAGAAGAAGAAAUCGGAUAAAGGUGAUGGUUCUUCAAAAAAUGCAGGCAGCUCUAAGACGAAACAUGAUGGUGAAGGAAAUGGAGUAGAGGAACAGGUUUUCUGGGCUCCAGCGCCUUUAACAAUGAAGUCAUGGGCGGAUGUGGAUGAUGAAGACGAUGAUGAUUACUACGCAACCACCGCUCCGCCACCGUCCGUUUGGGUUGCCGGUGAAGACGAUCAGAAAGGAAAUGAAACUCCAGUUGAGGAGAGUGAAAGUGAAAGUGAAGACCUUGAUGAAACCGAUGAAGAAGAAAAUGAUCAUGAAGAAGAAGAGCCGAUCAUUCAAAAUACUGUUCCAAUUUUGCCUCCGAAAGAAACCGACAGACAGCUUUCGAAGAAGGAUCUGAAGAAGGAGCUAGCGGAGCUUGAAGCAGUGCUUGCAGAAUUCGGUUUGAAUGACAACAAUGGCAAAGAGAACUCCAUUGAUGCUGUUCAAGAGAAGGUAGAGAAUCAAAAUGAAGGGGUGGCAGAGAAGAAAGAGAAAACCAUGGGAGGUGGUGGUGAGAGCAAAAGUGCUAAAAAGAAGAAGAAAGAGAAGGCAUCAAAGGAAGCAAAAGAAGAAGAAAAGGAAAAGGAAAAGGAUCAGGAGACUGAAAGCUCAGCUGCAGAAGAAAAAGAGUUGUCUGGAGUGAACAUGAAAGAGAAGAUAAAGAAAAUGGCUUCCAUGAAGAAGAAGAAAUCCGGCAAGGAAAUGGACGGUGCCGCCAGAGCUGCUGCCAGUGAGGCGGCGGCAAGGAGUGCAAGGCUUGCAGCAGCCAAGAAGAAAGAGAAAAAUCACUACAACCAGCAGCCUGUAAGGGAGGAGACGAGGAGCUCAAUUGUUGGAGCGUCCGGUGGUGCAAGUCCGGUGGUGGUAGUGCGUCUAGUCUGGACGCCAACGACACAGGAGGAAGAGACGGGGUUGGAGAAGAUCGGCGAUGGAGGAGCAGUUGAUUGUUAA